AUGGCCGAACCGUCACCGGCCGACCAGCCGCCGCCUCCACCUCCACCUCCGCAUCCCCCAGGGCAGCAGCAACAGCAGCCUCCACAGUCGCAGUCGCAGGCGGCCAAGCGGACCAAGACACGGCUCGCUUGCCAGGAGUGCCGCGACCGCAAGGUGCGCUGCGACGGGGUCCGCCCGGUGUGCAACUCGUGCAAGCGCAAGGGGCUGGGCCCGGAGCACUGCAUCUAUGUCGAUCUCAAUGCCGACGUGCGCCCGGAGUACGUCAAGUCCCUCGAGGGCCGCAUCCGAGAGCUCGAGCAGAACCUGCUCAAGCAGGAGGAGGGCCGGCUGUCGUCGCCGCUGCCGACGCCUGUCCUGGCCGACCAGCCUGCCGCCACCCGCCCGAGCUAUUUCGCCGGCUCGCCCGGUGUGCCAGGCAAACUCGACCUUGCCAGUCCCAACCAUGCCAUUGGCGACGAGCCUCCCAUCCACGGCAUCAAGCGAAAACGCGUAGAAAGCAUGGAUCCCAUGCUGCACCGCGGCUACCCUCCCGAGCACUUCCAACACCCUGCCCAGCCUCUGCCACCACCUCCGCCUCAACAAGGCGCUCCGACACCAGCAGGAGGACCGCCCACAUGGCAGUCUCUUGAAAGUCAACCCAGUCAGCAGCGGCGCAGUAACUCGUUCCGCGGCACCCCUCCCAGCGCCAACAAUACGCGGUUCAGACUCCGGCCUGGCAGCCGCGGUGGUGACGCCGACGAUGACUCCGCGACACAGUCUGCAAGCGUGAUGGGCGCCGCGGAUGGCGAACCGGGCGAUACCAAUGUCUUCCUCGGGCCGUCGAGCGCGGCAGCUUUCAUGAAAGAGGUCCGGUCCUCGCGAAAACGAACCUCUGAUCAUCCCGGCGACGAUGCGGCAAGCUCGACGGGGUCGCGGGUGUCCCGGAUGCGGACCAAGGCCGAACAUGAAGACCUUUUAAAGGUGAUGGAUGAGCUCGUGCUCCCGCCGAAGCGUGUUGCCGACGCUCACAUCUCCAAGUACUGGGAGUAUAAUCAUACCUUGUAUCCGAUCAUGCACAGACCGAGCUUUAUGAAGAGGUAUCGAGAUAUGUGGCACGAUGACAACGCCGCGGCUCAUCACGACUCAGCACACGCGACAGAGACAGCGCACACCCUCCGUGCCUUUCACGCCGUCUUUAACAUUAUGCUUGCCUUGGGCUGCACAUUUGCAUCACCCACCGGCAUCACGCCAGCCUCACGCAAGAACGCCGAAGUGUUCUUCAAGCGGGCGCAGAAGCUCAUCAAUAAAGCUGACCUCGAGCAUGGGACCCUCGACCUGGUGCAGGCCAUGGUCCUCACGGCGCAGUAUCUCCAGGGGACAGGCUCGGUCAACCGCUGUUGGAUCACCGUGGGGAUGGCCAUUCGUGUUGCUCAGGGCAUGGGCAUUCAGCUCGACUUGCCCUCAGAGAGCCAGGCUGAGCAGCAGCAGCGGAGGAGAACGUGGUGGUGCUGCGUGCAGCUGGAUAGAGUAUUCAGCAUGACCUUUGGCCGACCGCCAAUGAUUGUGUGGCCGACGGUUGUUCCCAUGCCCGAACCAGUCGAGGAUGAUGUUCUCUCGCUCGAGCCGGGAAGCUCGGUGCAACCUAUUGCGCCACAAGCCGUAUCAAUCACUGCAUUCUUUGUGCAGGCGCUGCUAUUGACGAAGAUCCUGAUGGAGGUGUUAAGGCAAAUGUACUCGCCCACUGCCGAAAGUAGAUCUAGAGAACGUGGAGCUUUCCCUACAACGGAUUGUACCCUGGUGCUUGAGAUUGAUGAGCAGAUGGGGUCGUGGCGAGCUGGACUGCCGGAAUAUCUCGUGUAUGGAGGGAACAUGGACACCGUGAAACGCGAGUUCAUCUUCCAGCGCCAGGCGACGACAUUGUAUUGUCGCUACCUUCAUCUCCGGAUACUCCUAUUCAGACCUACCACCGUCAUCCUCGCCAAGAGCACAGUCUUCGACCCAGCACGCAAUGCCGAAUUCUCAGCCUUUCAACGGAUGACUGCUCGAGCCUGUGUGAGUGCCUGUGUUCUCGCUGCCCAGGAACUCAUCCGGAUCCUCUGGACGGAGACGAACUCGGGCCGGCUUGGACCUUGGUGGUACUCUGUAUUCUACUUGUACACUGCAGGAACCGUGGUCUUGUCCAUGUUCAUGGCGCCAGAGAUCCAGGCGGCCCCCCUUGAGCUCCUAGAUUCACUGGAGAACUCCUGGAACCAGUGCAUCGAGGCUCUGCGCUACUACGCCGACUCCGAUAGUGCCUUCGCCAAGCGUUGUCUCUGGACUCUGCAGACGGCCCACGUCCAGGGCAUGUCGGAGAUGAACAGUCAGCACACCAUCGAGGACCAGAUAGCCGGCGGCAAUGCUGGUGGCGCGCCCCGAGUUGAUGCCAAUGGGCCGGCGAGGAUGCUGGGCCCCGAUGAGGCAGUUCCUAAUCCCAACGACCCAUACGGCUUCCAUGACCCGGCGAUCACGAAUCUCGGAGAGGGCGUGUUGAUGGACCCGUGGUGGCCAGCCGGCAAUUUGGAUUGGUUGGGCAGCAUCCCUAGCGAGAUGGAUGCGCCAGGGGAUCUUUACGAUACCCGGGAUCCGCGCAUGCCUUGA
Thyridium curvatum is the source of this 2616-nucleotide messenger RNA. RefSeq lists its product as uncharacterized. The record is from RefSeq and is a predicted model, not a curated record. Gene Ontology annotation, cellular component: nucleus. NCBI's taxonomy places the organism in Eukaryota, Fungi, Ascomycota, Sordariomycetes, Thyridiales, Thyridiaceae. Gene Ontology annotation, molecular function: DNA-binding transcription factor activity, RNA polymerase II-specific; zinc ion binding; RNA polymerase II cis-regulatory region sequence-specific DNA binding. Bases 1 to 2616 code for a protein of 871 amino acids. Gene Ontology annotation, biological process: positive regulation of transcription from RNA polymerase II promoter by galactose; DNA-templated transcription. The transcript has 6 exons.